UCAAUGACAUAUAGCCGACAUUCGUCCGACAUACUGAAUUCUGUAUUGUUUACUUCUACUGAAAUAAUUCAUGUGCUUAUUGUUUCAGCACAAUUAGACUCAUUCCUGCAGUGUUCGUGACACUUACAAAAUGUAUACAAAAAUCCUACAUGCUUGCUUGUAUGGUCUUGUGGAAUUUUGGGAGUGUGUGUAUUGCACCAUGCUUUAUUUGGAAUUCAUUUGUAUCCAUAAUGUGUGUCAGUCCUUUACAAAAGUCCUUUUGUGUAUGUGCCUGGACAGAGCAGUUUCAAAAGUUUGUUUAGCUGACGCAGGCUUGGGUCAAUUGGUAGGCGGGGGUGACAAAGUAUGGAGCACAGACUGGCUGUGGUUCUGAAUGGACUGCAGUGUGUGUAGCUGGGCCUCAAGUCUGGGUGCAGUCGACAAAAUGGUCUCCGCUGUUGCAGCACGCUUUCUCCUCUCCCUCAUCAUGGUCAAUUUACUCCCUACGACUCCUCUUGUGGAGGAGAGACCUGUCCAGGCUGCUGAUGGAGCUGUUCGGGUGGCCCAGGGCAAGACCAGAAAGCGGGUGUUCCCAGUGCCCCACAUUCAGAAACCCAACCCCAUAUCUGAAGCCUACGGCUACUGCAACACCCCCAGCCAUACUGAACAAGCCUGGGAAGGUCACAGUCCAGCAGACUAUAAGCUCCUGUCUGUCCAUGUGAUGAUUCGCCAUGGGGACCGUUACCCUCUCUACUCCAUCCCCAAGACCAAACGGCCAGCCAUCAACUGCACCCUGUCCACUAGCAGGAAUCCCUCACAUCCUCUGCUGAGAUCCUUCAUAAGUCACAUGGGCAAGGGAAACCUUGGGCACUGGGAGUCCCCAUUGGCAUCUCUCCCUCGCUUCCCCAAUCACAAUACUUGUGAGACGGGAGAGCUCACACAAACUGGUGUGGUGCAGCACCUACGAAAUGGGAAACUCCUCCAGCAAGCCUACCGGCCUCACAGUCUUGUCCCCUCUGACUGGUCACCUCAACAGGUAUGGGUGGAGACGACAGGGAAGAGCCGCACACUUCAGAGUGGACUGGCUUUUUUCUAUGGCUUCCUCCCAGAGUUCAACUGGAAGAAGCUGACCGUACAUCACCAGGGGAGUACGUUAUUCUGCGGCUCUGCCUGCGAUUGUCCGGCCAGGAACCGAUACCUUGAGCAGGAGCAGAAGAGACAAUACCGGCUCAGAGUGGCCGAUGCGGAACUAGAAAGAACUUACGCCGACAUGGCACGCACGUUAGGUAUUCCAACAUGUAACCUCCGGGCCGCAAACCCAAUCGACUCUCUGCUGUGCCACUUGUGCCACGGCCUUUCUUUCCCAUGCGUUUCCAGGAAAGACGGUAGCACAGGCGAGUGUCUAACAAUGGCGCAGUUUGCUGCCAUACGUCGACAACAGCUCGAUGACGAAAAGGAUCGCAGAAGAGUGGGACUGUAUCGUAAAUAUGCAGUCCUGGCAAUGUACCCCUACCUCAACCGAACCGCCACCAAAAUGGAACGAGUGGCCAAGGCCGCCACAGGUAGCCGGCCGCCAAGAGCGGGAGGCGAAGAGAUAUUCACGCUCUCCUCUGCUCAUGACGUAACCGUGGCACCUUUGCUGAGUGCCCUGGGACUGGAGGAGGCCAGGUUUCCACCUUUUGCAGCAAGAUUGGUAUUUGAAUUGUGGAAAAGCACCUCAGCGCUUCAGGGACAAAAGGAGCCGAAGCUUGGCAAAGGCGGGAGGCCAAAAACAAGAGAUGGAGGAUGUUUUAUCAGGGUAUUAUACAAUGGAGAGGAUGUAACGCACGACACCACGUUCUGUCGCUCUCUUGACCGUCACUCCAGUCAGCCUCUCUGCCCUCUGAAAAAGUUCCUUUCUUUUGUCAGGAGAGACAUCUUCGGUGUUGUCAAUGCUACUUCCUACCACCAGGCCUGUUAUAGUCGUACAGGUUAACACAGGGUCAACCAUCAUGACUGUGUUGGUGGCUAUGCAACCUAUCUUUCUUGGUGUCUGGUUUUGUUCUUUUACUUUUAAUGAUGAAUGGGAUAGCAAAGUUGUUUAUGUUGUUUGGGAGAGCACAGACAUAAUUCCAUUUACU
Hippocampus comes (tiger tail seahorse) is the source of this 2099-nucleotide messenger RNA. It is a transcript of the gene pxylp1, whose product is annotated as 2-phosphoxylose phosphatase 1. The record is from RefSeq and is a predicted model, not a curated record. Lineage: Eukaryota; Metazoa; Chordata; Actinopteri; Syngnathiformes; Syngnathidae. The coding region runs from base 374 to 1954 and encodes 526 amino acids. The transcript is spliced from 5 exons. Gene Ontology annotation, molecular function: phosphatase activity. Gene Ontology annotation, biological process: glycosaminoglycan biosynthetic process; chondroitin sulfate proteoglycan biosynthetic process; dephosphorylation. Gene Ontology annotation, cellular component: Golgi apparatus.